AUGUCGUCGACAAGUCGGUUUUCAUUGCGAGCCUUGCAGGCGAUCCGCACUCCGUCUACUCAACGACUCAUCACGACCUCCGCUGUUAGACGGAACACUUCGACACGGAGUGACUCGACGACCCACUCGUCUGCCAACUCUUCCUCCUCACGAAACCUCACUCUCGGACUCCUUGCCAUGGGUCUCGGAGCCAGCGCCUACUACCUUUCCCAACAAGACUCGAACACGAAGGACAGCAGCAAGAUCAACCUGGACGGACCAGCAGCAACCAUCAAAAACGGCAACUGCAUCUACAGCGACCCUCAACUCCCCUUCUCCUACGGCAGCAAGCAAGAUUUUGAAGCAGCCAUCGAAGAGCUCAAAGCCUAUUUCACCUCCCAAGGCGAAGCAUGGGACGACUUUGUCACUACCGACCAAGACGAGCUCGAACGACGUGGUCUCGACGAAAAUGGACAUCGAACUUCCUCUGAAGGUACCAAGCCUUCCGUUGCUGUCUACGUCCGAGACACGCCGGAUGUUCAAGCUGUGAUCAGGAUUGCAAAUAAGUUCCGCAUGCCCAUCGUACCUUUCUCCGGCGGAACGAGCUUGGAGGGUCACUACAUAGCACCGUUCGCUGGUAUCUCGAUUGACAUGUCAAGAAUGGACAACAUCUUAGCGUUCCACCCGGAAGACGGCGAUAUUGUCGUUCAAGCAGGUACAGGGUGGGAAGCAGUGAAUGCGUAUUGUGUAAAGAAUGGAGAUCAGCUUUUCUUCCCAUUGGAUCCUGGACCAGGUGCUACGAUCGGUGGUAUGAUCGGCACAGGUUGUUCUGGAACAAAUGCUGUUCGAUACGGUACUGCUCGCGGGGAGCAUUUCCUUGAUAUGAAGGUUGUUCUUGCCAAUGGUGAGGUCAUUUCGACUCGUGGUGGUGGUCGUGCACGAAAGUCCUCUGCCGGGUUCGAUAUCGGGAAGAUCAUAGUCGGAGCUGAAGGAACACUCGGUAUUGUCACUGAAGUAACACUUCGUUUAGCUCCCAAGAUGCCUGCCGAUGCAGUUGCAGUAGCAUCCUUCCCUAACGUCGAAGCAGCGUCUAAGACAGUCAAUGAAAUUCUCCUCUCCGGUAUCCCAGUUCAAUGCAUCGAACUACUCGACCAUCGGAUGAUCUCCGCCAUUAACUCUUCUAACCUCUGCGGCAGGACAUACGACGAAAAAGACUCCCUCUUCUUCAAACUCAGUGGUGGCGAAGCAGCAGUAGCAGAAGCGAAAGAAGCCAUCACCAAAGCAAGCGUCAAAUUUGGUGCUAAGAAGGAGUCUGUCGAGUUCGAAACGGAUAAAGAACGAGCUGCAAAGAUUUGGGAAGGUCGUAAAGCAGCUCUCUGGGCCGUGGUUGCUACGAACGAAGCACCAGGGGUUAAGGUUUGGACUACCGAUGUUUGUGUUCCGAUUUCAGCGUUGCCGAGGUUGGUGAGAGAGUCACAGGAAGAUUUCCAGAAGUGCGGAUUGACUGGGACUGCCAUUGUGGGUCAUGCUGGAGAUGGAAACUUCCAUGCGUUGAUUCCGUUCAAGGCGGAUGAUCCGGAACAGACUAAGAUCACAACAGAGGCUGUGGGGAGGUUGUGUGAGAGAGCUCAGAGACUGCAAGGCACGUGUACGGGAGAACAUGGCGUGGGGAUGGGAAAGAUCGAGUAUCUUCAAAAGGAGUUGCCUGCGGGAACGGUGAGAGCGAUGAAAGCGAUCAAACUCACUCUAGACCCUCAGAACCUGUUGAACCCCGGAAAGCUGUAUCCUACACCUGAGUUUACGCCUGCUCAUUAG
This is a messenger RNA of Ustilago hordei, 1794 nucleotides long. RefSeq lists its product as uncharacterized. The coding region runs from base 1 to 1794 and encodes 597 amino acids. Lineage: Eukaryota; Fungi; Basidiomycota; Ustilaginomycetes; Ustilaginales; Ustilaginaceae. The record is from RefSeq and is a predicted model, not a curated record. The transcript has a single exon. Gene Ontology annotation, cellular component: mitochondrion. Gene Ontology annotation, molecular function: FAD binding; D-lactate dehydrogenase (cytochrome) activity; D-lactate dehydrogenase (NAD+) activity. Gene Ontology annotation, biological process: lactate catabolic process.